UAUAAUGGCUGCAUUCCGAACAAAUCACCAUCAGUACCAUUUUUGCCAAGCAUCCGUUUUGUAAAGUUGUGAAUAAUGGGAGCAGCAAUUUUGAUUGUACUACUUGGGCUCGUUGCCAUCGGAUCGGCCAAGCCGUACGAGCCGUAUCGCAAACCAUCCUCACCCAAUCAAUAUCCGCUCUACCCGUACAAUUUCAAUCUGCUGUACCCGGAAUCAGGCCGUGUUUCGGAUGAGUUCUUAAACCGUCUCUUUGCCGAACUUCCCAAAGAUUCUGCAGGAAGUGUGCCGUUUGUACGCCUUGACGAUAAAUCAUCGAACGAUCAGUAUCAGGAAGAUGGACCAAUUUCCCAGUCGCUCGAUCCUCGACCGGAACAAACGAUCGAUAGUGAACUACCUAACCAAGGACCGGCCGGUAAGAACGAAGCUGACAACGAGCAAUCACUAAGCAAUCCCGAUGCACAGAAGGAAGCCGCUGUUGAAAAGCCGGUUGGAAAUAAUCCAUCCAAAGAUAGCGAAGGGCAGCGUGAAAAGCAGGAAAUCCCCGAGAAACAGGCAAAAGAGGAUGAACGUGAGGUUGAAAAAGCUCACAAAGGCGACGGAAAAACAGCACACGAAAGUGAUAAAACCAAAGAAGCACCAGAAAAGCAUCACAACCGUCCUCAAGCUGAGCAGUCUAAUUCCAAACCUCGGUACAGCAACGGUCCCAAAUAGGGUCCUUCGCGUCGUGAACGUCCUCCAUUCCGUGCGGACAAAACUUAUCCACGCGGUCCCGGACCAGCUCCACAGCCAGGCGCUGGUGGAUCUCGCCAACCGGCACCACCGCUAGUUCAAAUCAACGUUAAUGUCGCUUCACCAGUUGCUUAAUUUGCUGUACUAAAGUGUGUAAUUUAAACGAAAAUAACGAGAAUGACACAACAAAAUAAAAAUGUGUAAACACAAUUGCAAAGCCCA
Anopheles gambiae (African malaria mosquito) is the source of this 951-nucleotide messenger RNA. RefSeq names its product cilia- and flagella-associated protein 251-like. Bases 76 to 711 code for a protein of 211 amino acids. The record is from RefSeq and is a predicted model, not a curated record. Lineage: Eukaryota; Metazoa; Arthropoda; Insecta; Diptera; Culicidae. The transcript has a single exon.